GGGACUAACGUCUAGCCUCAUCACAGAAUGUCCCUUUGCAACGUUCGAGAACGUGUUGCAACUGAAUGUGGGCUUCGUAUCAAGUCACCAAAAGGUGUCGUCAUCUGCUCCGAAAAUCAAACUCCACCAGGAAUGACCCACGCUAACGAACGCACGGACAUCAGAUAUACGCACUGUCCAAUUUUCACCCCGACCUGAGUCAUUUUUGAGUCGAGCUUGGAUGUCCACAAUAUCGGGAAACGAUCUACUGGAUUUCACAUGACAAGGCAUGUGACGGGUGCUUCUGCUUUCCAAAACUGCGGCGUUUUCUUUGUGAAGAUGGUGUCUUACAAGCGGCUGAGUCCGGAGGAUGUCCAGUUCUCCAACACCGCUGCUUCAGAGGAGCCUCCUGAGGAAGUGACCGAGGUGAAGGCCCCAGAAGAAUCAGAGCGCCCUCUGCUGCCACGGAGGCCCUCCUGCUCUGCCACCACAGCCAUCAUAUCCCUGGGCUUCCUGCUCCUGAUGGCCAGUGGCAUCUGGCUGCUGGGAACCAUCUUCUGGCUCCAUGCCCCCUCCAGCAGUGCUCCCCACAUGGCCCCGCCUCCCAGGCCUUCCCCGGGGGUGGGCAAGGCCAUACCUGACCCCCAGGCCUGUGCGGGGGUCCCAGAAGCCUGGAGGUUUGACUGCUACCCCGAGAGAGGGGUCGUGGUGACGCGGGAGCUGUGCGAGGCAAGGAACUGCUGCUUCAUCCCUGCCUCCUCUCCUCCCCCGGUGAGGAACAGUGUGCCGUGGUGUUUCUACUCACCGACAUUCCCCUCCUACUCCCUGGUGUCGCUUAACCAGACGGAGCAGGGUGAGGUGGGCACCCUGGUGAGGACGGUGAAGACCUACUACCCCAAAGAUGUUCUGACCCUGCAGCUGGAGGUCCUCUACGAGACGGACCACAGGCUAAGAGUCAGGAUCAGCGACCCGUCCGCGUCGCGGUUUGAGGUGCCCAUUGCUGUGCCCAAUGCCACGGAGAAGGCCUCUAGUCCCGCCUACUCUGUGGAGCUGUCCAAAGACCCCUUCGGUCUCGUUGUGAAGAGAACGUCCUCGGGGACUGUGCUGCUCAACACGACUGUAGCUCCCCUGUUCUUCUGUGACCAGUUCCUUCAGCUGUCCAGCAGUCUGUCCAGCCAGUAUGUGUACGGCCUGGGGGAACACCGCUCUUCCUUCCUCCACGACAUCCACUGGAACACAUUGACCAUGUGGGCAAGAGACGCGGCGCCCAUGGAGCUCACUAACCUGUAUGGGGCCCAUCCAUUCUAUCUGACCAUGGAGGAGGGAGGCCGUGGAACGGCACACGGAUUCUUCCUGCUCAACAGCAACGCUAUGGAUGUGGUUCUCCAGCCAGGACCUGCUGUCACCUGGCGUACCAUCGGUGGGAUCUUGGACUUCUACGUCUUCCUGGGUCCUGACCCGGCCUCCGUGAUUGGACAGUACCUGGAGGUUGUAGGCUACCCCUCCAUGCCUGUCUAUUGGGCGCUAGGUUACCAUCUCUGUCGCUGGGGUUAUGGAUCAAGCAGCGCCACCUGGGAUGUCGUGAAGAACAUGAGGAAUUAUGGGAUUCCUCAGGACGUCCAGUGGAAUGACAUUGACUACAUGGACCAUGCCCUGGACUUCACCUUUGACCCUGCUAACUUUUCCACCCUGCCUGACAUGGUGAAGGACCUCCACAACCAUGGACAGCGCUACGUCAUGAUCCUGGACCCCGGAAUCAGCAGCGUCCAGCAAGAGGGACGGUACUGGCCGUAUGACGAAGGCCUGAAGAGAGGAGUCUUCAUCAACCACAGCGAUGGAAAGACUCUCAUUGGGAAGGUUUGGCCGGGUCAGACGGCUUUUCCAGAUUUUUCUGAUCCGGUGACCCAUGAGUGGUGGUACGACAACCUGAAGAGGUUCCAUGACCAAGUCCCCUUCGACGGCCUGUGGAUUGACAUGAACGAGCCAUCUAACUUCGUGGAUGGCUCGACAGUAGGUUGUCCUGACAACGAGCUAGAGAACCCCCCUUACACACCUGGUGUUUUGGGGGGAUUGUUGAGGGCCAAGACAGUGUGUGCCUCGGCGCUCCAGAAGACCUCGUUACACUACAACAUGCACAGUCUCUAUGGGCUACUGGAAGCCAAGGCCUCUGCCAAUGCUCUGAGGCGUAUCCUGGGGAAGAGGGCGUUUGUGAUCUCCCGCUCCACCUUCCCCAGUCAGGGCCUCUACUCUGGUCACUGGCUGGGAGACAACCGGAGUCACUGGAAGGACAUGUACACCUCCAUAGCAGGUAUGUUGACCUUUAACCUCCUGGGUGUCCCCCUGGUCGGGGCUGAUGUAUGUGGAUUCAGCGAGCAGAGCGACGAGGAGCUGUGUGUUCGCUGGACACAGCUGGGCGCCUUCUACCCUUUCUCACGCAACCACAACACCCUGGGCGAGCCGGCCCAGGACCCGACGGCGUUCAGCCCCCUGGCCCGCGCCGCCAUGAGACAGUCCCUGCUGCUCCGCUACUCCUUGUUCCCUCUCCUGUACACGCUCUUCCACCGUGCGCACACACACGGACACACUGUCGCACGGCCUCUGCUGUUCGAGUUCCCUGAAGACGUUAGGACGUAUGGUAUUGACAAACAGUUCCUGUGGGGGAGGAGUUUGUUGGUGACACCAGUGUUGGAUCCAGGGGUGGACUAUGUGGUGGGCUACUUCCCCCAGGGGCUUUGGUACGACUACUACACGGGAGAUUCUGUCCGGAGUAAAGGAGAAGAGUUGCGUCUUCAUGCUCCUCUGGACAAGAUCAAUCUCUACCUGAGAGAAGGAGCCAUCAUACCUACACAACGUCCCAACACCACCCUGUGGGUGAGCAGUGGUCAGCCUCUCCACCUGAUUUCCUGUCUGACUGAAGACGGCUCAGCCACAGGAGAACUGUUCUGGGACGACGGAGAGAGCCUUGACACUUUUGAGACCGACCAGUACGCUGAGAUCGUGUUCAGUGUGGUUAAGAACACCAUGACAUCAGAGGUGCUGCGUGACCACGUGGAGGCGUCUUACAUGACCGUGGAAACGGCCUCAAUCUACGGCGUGAAGUCAAAGCCCAGCCGGGUCACUGUGAACUCCCACGAUGCAGCGUUUAGCUACAGAGACAAUCAGGUAUUGACAGUAACAGACCUAGGAUUGAACCUCAGCCAGAACUUCACCAUCAGUUGGAUGUAAUUCCCUGAACUGGGACAUCAUGUCUUGGAAUGCUGGCGUUUUCCUCCACUGCUUCACCAUCCCUCUCUAAUGGGACCCUGUUCCCACACUGCCUAAUCAAGUGUUGGCGUUCGGAAUAGGGUGCCAUUUGUGCUAUAGAUCGAUCUGGGUACAUGUUCCGUGUACGUAAGACCAGUUCUAACCUGAACCAUGAGAUAGAAACCUCACCCCAGAUCCAGGACCAGUCCAAACAUGACCCAUUAGACUGAACCAGUUUUGGGGAGCUUCACGUUAGUCAGUAGUGGUGGUUGUACCGAAAUGUAUGUCACUAUUGUUGAUGGGUUUUUGCACUAAAUGAAGAUUGAAGUAUUGACGGUACAGUGACGUGCCUUAUGAGUGAUUUAGAUUCUGUUCUACAACCGGAAUUGGAACAUAUUUGUUCUAAACCUGUUUUAGAAUUGUUGUUCCAAAUGGUUAUAGAACUGCUUUACUUUGAAAAGGGGUGUGUAAAUGAAACACUGAAAAAUACGAAUUGUGAUGUACAUUUUUCAAGCUUUCUUUAGAUAUAUUAAGGCCUUAAUCUAAUGAGCAUGUAGUUUGAUAAUCUGAAGUGUUGGGUUCAAUGCUCAUUUUGCCUUUGGACAUUGGUUGAAAUCGCAGGAGGCUGGUGAGUGGAGAAUGGUUCAAUAAAUGUAGCGUUAUCAGACGCACAGACACUGUGACGCCGUUCCAUUAAUUCCAUUCCAGCCGUUAUUCAUCGAGCCAGUACUCCCUCCGUCCACCUGGUGUUAAAAUGGUGAAUGACUAUUUUUAGAUUUGUUUUAGAUUUAACUGCUUUAGUGAAGAAUGUUAAAGGGAAGACGUUUUCGUAGUGUUAUUUUUUGCUUGGUCAGUUUUGACAGUGCGUGCCUGUCUGGGAUCGGUAUCGUCGUCAUGGGAACUUUUCGCCCAGCAACUAGGCUGUUACGCUCUCAGCCUCAACCAAGCUGUUUUUAUCUCCAUUUGUUGUUCCGUUGAAUGGAACAUCCUUUGCCUUUUUUUGUGGUUUGUUUUGCAAUCAUUUCAAAUGAUUAAAGUUGAUUUUAAGAAUUAA
Messenger RNA from Esox lucius (northern pike), 4276 nucleotides. It is a transcript of the gene gaa2, whose product is annotated as lysosomal alpha-glucosidase. Gene Ontology annotation, molecular function: alpha-1,4-glucosidase activity; carbohydrate binding. Bases 259 to 3204 code for a protein of 981 amino acids. Lineage: Eukaryota; Metazoa; Chordata; Actinopteri; Esociformes; Esocidae. The record is from RefSeq and is a predicted model, not a curated record. Gene Ontology annotation, biological process: carbohydrate metabolic process. The transcript has 21 exons.